This is a messenger RNA of Mauremys reevesii (Reeves's turtle), 1734 nucleotides long. It is a transcript of the gene RING1, whose product is annotated as ring finger protein 1. The transcript is spliced from 7 exons. Bases 350 to 1414 code for a protein of 354 amino acids. Lineage: Eukaryota; Metazoa; Chordata; Testudines; Geoemydidae. The record is from RefSeq and is a predicted model, not a curated record. Gene Ontology annotation, cellular component: PcG protein complex; ubiquitin ligase complex. Gene Ontology annotation, molecular function: ubiquitin protein ligase activity; chromatin binding. Gene Ontology annotation, biological process: negative regulation of DNA-templated transcription.
CACCGCUCCCACCCACCCCCUUUCCUAGCCAGCCCCUCCCCCACCCCACCCCACCCCCAGCAAACACCGAGCCCCUGUCCCCAGGGGGGUGAAUGGGGGGGUCAGGUCAGGAGACUGGGGGAGAGAGAGACAUGGGGCGGGAAGGGGGCAUUGGCAGGGAACCCUCCCACCCGCUUUCACCCCAUCUGCACCCCUGAGCCCCCGACCCCCCCAGUCUCCUUCAAUUCCAACCCGGCCCUGGGCUCCCCCUGCCCCCCCAGCGCUGCCAGUGCCCCUCACUCCCAACCUGCAGCUCCCCCCCAACUCCCAAGUUCUGGGGUCACCCUGAUGGAGGUGUUGGGGGGGGCUAAUGGCAGCUCCCCUCCCCUCAGCCCCCACCGCCAUGGCGACCCCGGCCAACGCGCAGAGUGCCAGCAAGACCUGGGAGCUGAGUCUGUAUGAACUGCACCGGACCCCACAGGAGGCCAUCAUGGACAGCACGGAGAUCGCGGUGUCCCCGCGCAGCCUGCACAGCGAGCUGAUGUGCCCCAUCUGCCUGGACAUGCUGAAGAACACUAUGACCACCAAGGAGUGUCUGCACCGCUUCUGCUCCGACUGCAUCGUCACCGCCCUGCGCAGCGGGAACAAGGAGUGCCCCACCUGCCGGAAGAAGCUGGUCUCCAAGCGUUCACUCCGCCCCGACCCCAACUUCGACGCCCUCAUCUCCAAGAUCUACCCGAGCCGGGACGAGUACGAGGCGCACCAGGACCGCGUGCUGGCCAAGCUGAGCCGGCUCCACAACCAGCAGGCGCUCAGCAGCAGCAUCGAGGAGGGGCUCCGCAUGCAGGCCAUGCACAGGGCACAGCGGGUGCGGAAGCUGCACCAGGAGUCCGAUAACACCACGUUCAGCGGGGGGGAGGACAACUGUGACAGCCGCUCCCACCUGAGCAACGCCUCGGCCCCCAGCCACCCCGAGGCCGGCCCCAGCCGCAAGCGCUCACGCGCCUCCGACGACUCGGGGCCCGAGCCCGACCCUGAGACCUCGCACGACGGAGGGGGCUGCGGGACCCCCGAGCCGGGCGCUGAGCCGGGCAGCAGCGAGAUCGAACUUGUCUUCCGCCCCCACCCCGUGCUGGUGGAGAAAGGGGAAUACUCCCAGACCAGGUACGUGAAGACGACGGCUAACGCCACGGUGGACCACCUCUCCAAGUACCUGGCCCUGCGCAUCGCGCUGGAGGAGGCGCCGGCCCCUGGCCCCGAGGCCCCCGGCCUGGAGGACGUGAGCGAGAAGCAGUACACGAUCUACAUCACCACCUCCGGGGGGCCCUUCACGACCCUGAACGGCUCCCUCACCCUGGAGCUGGUGAACGAGAAGUUCUGGAAGGUCACCAAGCCGCUGGAGCUGUACUACGCCCCCACCAAGGAGCAGAAGUAGGGGGACCCCUCUGACCAGGACUGACCCGUCCCCCCAUGGAACUCAGCCCGACGAUCGCCUUGCCGCUGCAGCCAGCAGGGCUGGGACCCAGGCAGGGCCCCCAAAAAGCUGGAAACAUCCCCCCAAGGACGGGGUGCUGCUCCCAGGACAGAUGCCUGCCCCUAAGGGGCUGUGUAGGGGCACCCCUAGAUUCUGCUUUGUCCCCUCUGCACAGGGGUGCCACCUGCUGCUUCCCCCCAUGCUGGGGGUGGGAUUCGCUUUGGGGGCUUUUCAAAGUGGUUCUGCUGUUUGUGGCUCAUUAAGCAAUUUGGGUCUUUGAA